Molecule: messenger RNA, 1389 nt
Organism: Verticillium alfalfae VaMs.102
Lineage: Eukaryota; Fungi; Ascomycota; Sordariomycetes; Glomerellales; Plectosphaerellaceae
Product: stromal membrane-associated protein
Exons: 2
Coding region: 1-1389 (462 amino acids)
Biological process (GO): endocytosis; endoplasmic reticulum to Golgi vesicle-mediated transport; intra-Golgi vesicle-mediated transport
Cellular component (GO): Golgi apparatus
Molecular function (GO): GTPase activator activity
Source: RefSeq, a predicted model, not a curated record
AUGGGCACCCAUAUCAGCCGUGUCAAGUCUGUUGACCUCGAUUCCUGGACCGAUGAGCAACUGCAGAGCAUUCUGAGCUGGGGCAACGCGCGCGCGCAGAAAUACUGGGAGGCCAAGCUCGCUCCGGGCCACGUACCCUCCGAAGCCAAGAUCGAAAACUUUAUCCGCACCAAAUACGAACUUAAGCGAUGGGUCAUGGACGGCGGCAUACCAGAUCCCGCGACUCUCGACGUUGACGGUGACGACGACGUUCCACUGAGCAUUGUCAAGGAGAAGCAGGUCGUUGAGAGGAGGGAGUCGGUUCGCAAGGCAGGGCCCAGCUCUGCCGGACCCGGCACCGGCAACGUACCACCCAAGGCGCAGCCGGCCGCCCCUAAGACGACGAGUACUAAGGAUUCGCUGCUCGGGUUGGACUUCUUCGGCGAACCUGCAGCACCUCCCCGCCCUGCCAGCACUACCGGUACUGGUGGCGCCGCGGCUGCCAACUCGCGCCCGGACCUGAAGCAAUCGAUUCUCUCUCUUUACGCCACAGCACCGCGGCCACAAGCUCAGCAGCAGCAGCAGCAGGGCGGACAUGCCCAGCAGGGAUCUUUCGGUGGCAUGGCCUCGCCGACGUUCCAGCAACAAGGAUUCGGACAGCAACAGCAGCAGCAGCAGCAGCAGCAGCAACAGUCCUCGCUAGGAGGCAUGAACGACGCUUUUGGUAACCUCGGCUUCUCCAACACUACCAGCUCCAAGCCCGCCGCGGCAGACCCUUUCGCCAGUUUUGGCGCUCCCCAGGCCAGCAAACCCGCAAACCAGGCUUCCUCGAACGCUUUCGGUGGGCUGGGUGGUGGCAGCUUCUUCGAUUCCAAGCCCUCCGCGCCGGCAGCCUCCUCCCAUCAGCAGCAGUCCUCUAACAGCGGCUUUGGCGGCUUUGGGUGGUCGAGCUCGCCUGCACCGCCUACCGCCAACCCUGCUCAACCCAAGCCCGCUCAAUCCACCUCAACUAUGGGCGACCUUUUCGACCUCUCUUCCCCCGUGUCGAGCUCGACCCCGCCACCCAAGGCGACUUCUCCUCCUGUCAACAGCAAUUCUGUUUUCAACCUCUCCGCCCAGCCCAAGCCCUCUCAGCCGUCGCCGGCGCCAGCAGCCGUCUCGCCAGUCAUUGCUUCAUCCUCCAACUUUUCCGGCUCCGAUGUCUGGGGCUCUAGCGCCUGGGGCGCCCCUGAGCCCGCUGCGCCUGCCAAGGCGCCCGAAGCGCCCAAGGCGUCAACCGGCGACUUUGGGCGGCUGGGGGUGCGCCCCAGCAGCGCCUCAGGUGGCCUCGGGAGGGUUUUCGGCCCAACACCGCCCAUUGGUCCCGGUGCGGCAGGCGGCUUCAGCACGGCACCCAAGGUGUCGGGCUGA